ACGCCGGCACCGCCGCCGGCGCCGCCAACACCCGCGCCGCCGCCGCCACGGCCACCAACACCACCACCACGGCCACCAACACCGCCACCACGGCCACCAACACUGCUACCAACACCAUCAACAACACCGGCACCACCACCACUACCACCACAGCCACUGCCAACACCACGGCCACCAACACCAACAACACGGCCACCAACACCACCACCACGGCCACCAACACUGCUACCAACACCAUCAACAACACCGGCACCACCACCAACACGGCCGCCGCCACCACCACCACCACUGGCACUGCCACCGACACUGCUACCAACACCAUCAACAACACCGGCACCACCACCAACAUGGCCACCACCACCACCACAGCCACCACCAACACCACCAACACCACCACGGCCACCACCACCACCACUGGCACUGCCACCAACACCAUCAACAACACUGGCACUACCACCACCAUGGCCACCACCACCACCACCACCACUGGCGCUGCCACCAACACUGCCACCAACACCAUCAACAACACUGGCACCACCACCACUACCACCACAGCCACCACCACCACCACGGCCACCACCACCACCACCACUGGCACUGCCACCAACACUGCUACCAACACCAUCAACAACACUGGCACCACGACCACUGCUACCAACACCAUCAACAACACUGGCACCACCACCACUACCACCACCUCUACCACCACCACCAAAACUGCUACCAACACUGGCAACAGUAUCAACACUGCCACCAACACCGCUACCACUACUGGCAACAGCACCAACAGCACCACCACCAUCAGCACCAAGACCACCACCGGCACUGUCAUCGGCACCAUCACCACUACCAACACUCGCAACAGCACCAACACUGCUACCGCCACCACCAACAACACCAACAACACCGCCACCACCAACACCACAGCCACCACCACUACCAACACCAAGAGCACCAACACCACCAUCAGCACCAACACCAACACUGGCACCACCACCACCACCGCUACCAACACUCGCAACAGCACCAACACCGCCACCAACACCACUUCCAACACCGGCACUGGCACCACCACCACCACUGGCACCACCACCGGCACGAACCCCCCAUGGACCCUCAUCCCCCCCCGGACUGACCCAGAGCCAAAGCCCCCCCCCAGGGACACUGGGGUCUUUCCAGUGCCCCCAGUGUCCCCAGUGCCCCCAGGUCGCUGAGUGGCCCCAGACGCCCCCUCGGUGCCCCCCAGAUGCCCCCUGGGACCCUGCUGCCCCCCUGCACCCUCAAGGGACCCCCCGGCCCCCCUCCACCACCAUCCAUAUCCAUGAGGGUCCCCAAUAUCCCAGGAGCCCCCCGAUAUCUAUGGGGUUCCCCAAUAUCCCAGGAGCCCCCCCCAGUAUCCAUGGGGUCCCCCCAAAUCCAACGAGCCCCCCAAUAUCCAUAGGGCCCCCUCAGUAUCUAUGGGCCCCCCCCAUAUCUCAGGGGCCCCCCAUAUCCCAGGCCCCCCCAUAUGCCAGGGCCUCCCCCAGUAUCCAUGGGGCUCCCUAUCUCCCCAGGGGGGUCCCCAAGCCCAGGGGCUCCCCAUAAUCCUGGUGUAGCCCCCCCCCAAACUCAGGGGACCCCCCUCAAAUCCUUGUGGUCCCAAAACCCAGGGAUCUCACCCCAAAAGCCAGGACCCCCCCCUAAACCCCAGGGGUCCCCUAAAUCCUUCCCCCUACCCCAUAUCCCAGGGGUCCUUCAUAUCUCAGGGGGUGGAUUUGGGGGGGGGGCAGAGCAACAACCCCCCCCAGCCCCAGGUUUUGGGGGGCCUCCGUGCUGCUCUUCCCCCCAAUAAUUAUUUUUAAAGGUUAAUUAAUAAA
Messenger RNA from Rhea pennata, 1856 nucleotides. Its product is annotated as basic proline-rich protein-like. NCBI's taxonomy places the organism in Eukaryota, Metazoa, Chordata, Aves, Rheiformes, Rheidae. The transcript has a single exon. The record is from RefSeq and is a predicted model, not a curated record. The annotation marks the transcript as partial.